GGGAUUUGGGGGCACGUGCGUGGCAGUGCUGCUGGCCGCGAAAGCAGGGUCCGACUGGCGCCGCUUGCGGAACUGACCACGGGGAAGGCGCGGGGGGGGGGGGGGGGGGGGGGAAGAGAGGGAUGCAACGGAGUCAGGAUCAUGAUGAUCAUGAUGAUCAUGAUGAUGAUGAUGAUGAUGAUGAUGAUGAUGAUGAUGAUGAUGAUGAUGAUGAUGAUGAUGAUGAUGAUGAUGAUGAUGAUGAUGAUGAUGAUGAUGAUGAUGAUGAUGAUGAUGAUGAUGAUGAUGAUGAUGAUGAUGAUGAUGAUGAUGAUGAUGAUGAUGAUGAUGAUGAUGAUGAUGAUGAUGAUGAUGAUGAUGAUGAUGAUGAUGAUGAUGUGGGCGCCACGCCUGGAGCUGCUUGGGGAAGCGGACAACCAGCGAGGAGUGCGUAGCGAGUAAGAUGCCAUGGGGAUG
Messenger RNA from Closterium sp. NIES-67, 456 nucleotides. The record is from the annotation of a GenBank genome assembly. NCBI's taxonomy places the organism in Eukaryota, Viridiplantae, Streptophyta, Zygnematophyceae, Desmidiales, Closteriaceae.